This is a messenger RNA of Diversispora eburnea, 300 nucleotides long. Lineage: Eukaryota; Fungi; Glomeromycota; Glomeromycetes; Diversisporales; Diversisporaceae. The record is from the annotation of a GenBank genome assembly.
AUGAACAACUUAAAUGACCUCCUCGCUAACAUAAACAGAACGUUAAUCUUUCCCCCAUUAUUAUCAAUUGAAGAAGUUACUCUUCUUUACAAUACCAAAAGGCCUUUUCGAAGUCAUAAAAACUGUCACGGAUAUAUGUUGUUCAGAAUUUCUGUUGCUAGAGAAUGCAGAAGAUUAGACGAAAACAAUAAAACGAUAAUCGCUGAGGCAGCAAGUCAUUUGUGGAAAAAUUCCACAAGACAAGAAAAACGUGAAACUUUUUCCCAACAAUUUUUAUUAUUUUCGAAACGUUAUUCUUAG